AUGGCAGCCCCAGUAUCAAGAGGCCUCAGAGCUCAUAGAAAGUCUCGACAGGGGUGCAUGGCAUGUAAAGCACGAAAGGUGAAGUGCAACGAAGCACGCCCGGCAUGUGAUGCGUGCGUCCGCCGAGAAAUAUCAUGUCACUAUCCCGAACCAAUUCAAAAACGACCGACAGAGACAAGGUCCCCUUCCAAUCCGCCUUAUGACCUUGACCCCUCCAGGGAACUCGAUAUUACAGUGGCUCGUGAAACAAAAGAACGUCGAUUACUUGAGAUGCGCCUGCUUCACCACUUUUGUACCGAGACCGCCCAAAAAGGGUUCCUUUCCAUUCACGAUGAAGGUGUUCGUGAUCUGUGGACUAAAGGUGCUCCGACUCUAGCUUUCGAUCAUCCAGUCCUCUUGAAUAUGAUGAUAUCAAUUGCAGCUCUCCAUCUUACCAAGAUCAACCCAGCGGCUGAAGACAUGGCAGAUAUUCAUCGGAUAUAUUUCAAUGCAGCUGUUCGUGAGCAUCGUCAAGUCAUAAAAAAUAUCAACAAGGAUAAUGUUGAAGCUGUGUGCCUCUCUACAAUUCUGAUUGGGUUGCCCGCGUUCAUCCUCCUGCAAAACAAUAAUAUUGGCCAUUACACAGUUCCAACCCAAGUAUUCGCUCUUCUCCGUGGGAACGUUGUUUUGUUUUCGCAGACAAUUCCUAUGCUCGAUCCGAAUAGCCAGCUAGAAGCUCUGAUUUCCGCCAAACCAGACAUGAAGACGUUAAUGGAAGAUGUUCGUAGUAAAAUAUAUCACCAACCAUUUUCGGAGCUUUUAAACUGGAGGGCGCCGGGUGAGGUUAUUGAUGAGGAAAGCCAGGCUGCUUUUACUUUUGCAUUAAAUUAUUGUGGACGCAUUCUACUCGGUAUCGAAGGUGGAGAGGACCUUUACGAACUUCGCCGUGUCAUAUAUGCGUUUCCGACAGUCGCACCCAAAGCAUUUGUUCAACAAUUGAACGGAAACAGCAAUCGUGCACUUGUUAUUUUGGCUCACUUUUUCGCACUCUGCAAAGCUGCUGAUAAUGUCUGGUGGAUGAGAGGAAUUGCAGAAAGAGAGGUGUUUGGCAUACAAUCCAUUCUCCCUGAAAAUUGGCAAUGGGCAAUGGCAUGGCCUGUGCAAAAGCUAGCAGCGUACGCUGCGAUCAAUGUGACAACUUCAACUAAAUAGGUAGAUGGUAAUAUGUCACAUUUGUGCAUUUUUGUGUAGUACAGACGAGAAAGCUACUUACGGACCAUAAAAUUAAUCUCCGAUUUCGAUUACAAUGGCACCGGCCCUGCUGCUGCACGAAUUUGUUUCUUGAAUGCUAUAAUUCAGACAAAUUGAGCAUGUGCCCUACCUCUCAAAUAUUGUUCGGAGAACCGUCCCUGAAGAGGGCAAAAUCUCAAUGGAAUUCCUGUUCAGAGGUGUGGCAGUCUGAAGAACCCGCUGGACGACAUUCCAAUUAAUGGAUAUGUUCUACGAGACGGGGAAGGACUUAACGAUGUGAUCGACCAAUCGAACAACAAUUCUGAAAUAAGGCCUUACUCAUUAGCUGCUGAUGUGAAAGGAAGCCUUCGAUCCAUCUUCUUCGGGUAUCGAACGCGUGUAGUUCAGAGACCUACAAUGAUAUGGAUGCGAGUCCUUUCCAAAUCGAAAUCGAUGGUUGAUCUGAUCUGACUUCAGCAUCGAACUAUGGUACACCACUUAGCAUCGAUGUAUCGUUAUCUCAGGAACUUAUCACAAUGGUACUAGCAACAGAUUAACUGUAUCAAUGCGCACAAGUCAGAUUCUGGCAAAUCCAAAGAAGUAUUAGACUUUCUACACUUCAAUUAUACUGGUUUUAGAUGUUCUGAGAGCCCACGAUUACUUCCUUUUUUCACUUUCAGAACACACCUCUGCUCCCAACCGACAAGAAUUUAAGUUAUCGCUAAUUGUUGGUAUCAACUUGGGUUGAUAAAGUAUAUAGUACUUUAGUCUAUUGUAUUUCAUUUAUGCUUGAUCCUUAUUAUUAUAGGAAGCUAGUACUUAAUAUAGUAGAAGAGCUAGUGUUAGUGUAUACGCUAGUAUAUACGCUAGUUACAAUACAAUGUCUUCUUAGAUUAUACAAUCAAUAUCCUGAUACUAGCAAUUCUUAAGUUGAAUGGAUCAUAUACUUAAAUCUAAGUUUAUUAUUC
This is a messenger RNA of Botrytis deweyae, 2177 nucleotides long. RefSeq lists its product as uncharacterized. Gene Ontology annotation, biological process: regulation of transcription by RNA polymerase II. Lineage: Eukaryota; Fungi; Ascomycota; Leotiomycetes; Helotiales; Sclerotiniaceae. The record is from RefSeq and is a predicted model, not a curated record. Gene Ontology annotation, molecular function: zinc ion binding; DNA-binding transcription activator activity, RNA polymerase II-specific. The transcript is spliced from 2 exons. The coding region runs from base 1 to 1191 and encodes 396 amino acids.